GUCCUGGUUCGAGCAGGUCUGUCGCACGAGGUCGAGGGUUCGCGUCCUUCAUGUUCUCGUGUCCUUCGUUCUUUCUCGCCAUCUUUCUUCAGGAUUUCAACCUAAAGAACAAUUCUUUCACUAACUAUUACACACUCCACUGAUGGGAGACCAAAACUAUUCCUCUGGCUAUAGCCAAGGAGGCUAUGGAUCCCAGUCUGGGGGAUAUACCAGUGGUGGGUAUUCCCAGUACCAGCAGGGAGGCUAUCAACAACCUUCAGAUACAAGCAAGACAGAAGGUAGUUCAUAUGGCGGCUACCAAAGCAGCAACACGUCAUCCUACUCCACACCUCAAGAUAACUCUGGCUACCAGGCCUACCAACAGCCUGGGAGUUAUCAGGCAGGUUCUGGCUACCAGCAGCCUUCCUCAGGCUACCAGCAGUCAGGGUCUGACUCUAGCGGCGGCUACCAGUCGGGGGGGUACCAGGGUGGCAGCUCUGACAGCUUCCGAGGAAGUAGAGGUGUUAGUGGUGGAGGCAGCUCCCAUGGUAGCAGCAGUGGUGGCUCCUAUGGUAGCGACCGGGGCAGCUCCUAUGGCAGGGACAGAGGCGGCUCAUAUGGCGGAGACAGGGGAGGUUCAUAUGGCGGAGACAGGGGCGGAGGUGACAGAGGUGGUGACCGUGGUGGCAGCUAUGGAGGUGGCAGCGGUAGCAGACCAGACCGCAGUGGAUACUCAAAUAGUGGUUCAGGUUAUGGCGGUAGAGGAGGUGGAGGAGAUGAUCAAAAGCAAUACUCCCAGGACACAAUUUUUGUAUCCAACAUGAGCCCGAAUUCAACAGAGGAAGACAUCAAGGGACUGUUUGGCUCAAUAGGAAUUAUAAAGAUUGACAAAAAGCUUCAAAAGCCCAAGAUCUGGAUCUACAAGCAUCCAGACGGUUCAUCAAAGGGAGAGUGUACGGUCACAUAUGAAGACCCCCCAACAGCCUCUGCAGCUAUUGAGUGGUUUAAUGGUAAAGACUUCAUGGGACAAAGCAUCAAGGUUGAACUUGCUGAAGCAAGAACUCCCAAGUUUGGUGCUGCGGGUGGAGGCCGAGGUGGAGGAGGGCGUGGUGGCUUUGAACGUGGUGGUUUCCGUGGUAGCAGAGGUGGUGGCGGCAGAGGAGGUGGUGGUGGCGGCGGCGGAGGAGGUGGAGAUCGUUCUGGUGACUGGGACUGUCCAUCAUGUGGUAAUAUGAACUUUGCCCGACGUGAUCGCUGCAACCGUUGUCAGGAGUCACGCCCUGGUGGUGGUGGAGGCGGUGGUGGUGGCGGCUAUGGUGGUGGCCGGGGAGGAGGAAGAGGCGGGCGUGGCGGUGGCGGCGGGUACAGAGGAGGCGGUGGUGGUGGAUAUGACAGGCAAAGUGCCCGUCAAGACAGAAGAGAUCGGCCAUAUUAAGCACACCCUGCCUUGCUCCUUAGCAACCCCCCAUGUGUUUUGUUGUCCUGCACAGCACGUCUGGCCGCCUUACGUAGAUGAAUGCACGAGGACAUCGAUGUAAUCUUUGACUCCAAGAGCAAGAUCACAUAAUUCAGCUCGUGUUCCUUAGAAUAUGUUUUACAGUAGUCAGUGUAGUUCGUCAUAAAGUUGCAACUUUUGACCAGGGAUUGGGCAAUGACUUUCAGGUUUGACGAUGUUUCGGUAGCAAAUCAUAUUAAAGUUGGCUCCCCUUAGAUAUAAAAUAGUCAGGAAGCAGCGUAGUUACAUCGCAUGCUUUUUAUAGUUCUAGCUAACGGCUCCCAUAAGUCUUUGUGCUUUUUUUUGUUAUAUCCUGAUCUCUACCACGAUGUCUACCUGGCGACAAAAACCUUAUUGAAGCCGUUUUCUAGGGACGGUUUGGACUCCAGGCGUAAAACGAACUAAAAAAGUGUUUUUGUUGGGGCGGAAUUUUCCUGGACGAAUUUCCCCAUUAUUUGACCUUGCUACUUUGGGAAUUUUUAAAAUGUAAUAAAUUGGAACUUUUGUUAACUUUGUUUAAUAAACCUUUGAUUUUAACGA
Nematostella vectensis (starlet sea anemone) is the source of this 2014-nucleotide messenger RNA. Its product is annotated as RNA-binding protein FUS. Gene Ontology annotation, biological process: regulation of DNA-templated transcription. The transcript is spliced from 12 exons. Lineage: Eukaryota; Metazoa; Cnidaria; Anthozoa; Actiniaria; Edwardsiidae. Gene Ontology annotation, molecular function: transcription coregulator activity; RNA binding. Bases 143 to 1414 code for a protein of 423 amino acids. Gene Ontology annotation, cellular component: nucleus. The record is from RefSeq and is a predicted model, not a curated record.